AUGACUCGGAUGUCCGAAACGACACCCCUCUUCUUUCACUCUCGGGACCAGGAUACCCAAUACUCAGGGAUAUCAGACCCCGAUGUCGUCUUGAACAAGGACAAGGAUGUUGUCAAGCCCUCUUUUAUCCCUUCGACUGGUCAUGCAACACCUCUGGUGGACGAACCGUCGUCCUCGGAAACACCGUGCAGGUGUUGUGGCCAUUGCUCCGAGUAUCAGGCCACUCGCACCACCAAAUCCGCCUCAGAUACCUGGAGGAACACUCUGUUGUCGUGGUACCACUCUGACUUUGUCUCCUUGAGCCUGGAGAACUCUGGAAGUGUUGCCCGCGAUCAUCUCGCCUCAGAGCGAACUUUCCUGGCUUACGUGCGGACAAGCCUCGCGGUUGCAUCGUCCGGCGUUGCUCUCAUUCAACUCUUCACAGUGGCAUCGAAUCAUCAUUCCCAACCUGACGGCGUUCUUCCAUUCCUCUCAGGCCCGAUAGAGCCGUAUGUGCGACCAUUGGGGGCAGCGACCAUCCUCGUCGGGCUAAGUGUUUUGAUUAUCGGUGUUUUCCGUUACUUCAUAAUUCAGUCAUCCUUAACGAGAGGCAACUUCCCCGCUGCCCGAAUGGGCGUAGGAUUUGUAACCGUCUCAAUGACUGCCCUAGUGACAGUAACAUUCAGCAUCUUGCUAGCGGGCAGGUUACACCCAGGGCCUAAUCUGCGGACGUGAUCUGCCUCCAUCACCGUCUACAUCGCGACAAGUCGGUCGCUUCUGGGACGGACAAGUUUCCUUUCUUUCCAAUCAAACUAAUGGUUAUAGUCUACACGGGUUUAUAGGAUAGGCUCUACUUCUAUUGCGCAUCCCAACGUUUCCAGGCUUUCCCCCUCGCACUCUCUAUUAUCUGGAUAUUCUCUUUGCCUACUCAAUUCCGGUUGGAUUUACCACCAGAUAUCCUGUGACGUGCAUUGCACCUUCAUACAGCAUUGCCAAUAUAUACCAGCGUUAUUGCA
Messenger RNA from Coprinopsis cinerea okayama7#130, 995 nucleotides. RefSeq lists its product as hypothetical. Lineage: Eukaryota; Fungi; Basidiomycota; Agaricomycetes; Agaricales; Psathyrellaceae. The record is from RefSeq and is a predicted model, not a curated record. The transcript has 3 exons. Bases 1 to 714 code for a protein of 237 amino acids.